Cottoperca gobio is the source of this 1934-nucleotide messenger RNA. It is a transcript of the gene rmp64, whose product is annotated as ribonuclease MRP subunit p64. Gene Ontology annotation, biological process: positive regulation of Notch signaling pathway. The record is from RefSeq and is a predicted model, not a curated record. The coding region runs from base 37 to 1425 and encodes 462 amino acids. The transcript is spliced from 9 exons. NCBI's taxonomy places the organism in Eukaryota, Metazoa, Chordata, Actinopteri, Perciformes, Bovichtidae. Gene Ontology annotation, cellular component: nucleus.
UGGCUGGCUGACUUCCGCGUGAUUUUGUAGGGAAGCAUGGCAGGAGAACCGUGGAACAGGGUAAACAUUGCCUUUCCCGGUGCCGUUUCUAGUGUCCGUGUACAUUUCAGCUCAGCUACAGAUGCGAGAGUUAAAGCCCUGUUGGGGGAAAAUGAGAAGGUGCUUAAGCUUAUUCGGAGUGAGAUUCUUCAAACGGAGGUACGAGUUCUCUACGAGCUGCUGUACAUCCUAAAUAACAGCUACAGAGGCAACAAGACGUUCAAAUGCUUAAAGCAGGUCGAACAAUGCAUAAACAGGCUGAAGAGCAUGAAACUUGAGGUUGCUCUUCAGGAGCUGACAGAGCUGUGUCCCAACAGAAUUCAACGAGGGCUGAGCGUCAAGGCUGGUGAGUGUGAUGUUCCCAGUCAGCCCAUGCUGGAGUGGCUCUGUCUCAAAGUGCUGGGAGCCGCCCAACUGAUGAGCUGCACAUUGAAUCGCUGCAGUAGAGCUUUCUCACUCACAAAGCAGCAGAUGAAAUGCGAGGAGUUUGUCAUCUUGAAUAUGGUGAUAACCAGCAUGCUCAGUCGUCUCUGGGUGGUUGCACGAGGUAUCUUGGUCAGCCUGUCCACGCUGUAUCAGCAGCUCCUGGGGCUCCUCGGACAAGUAGCCGAAGCCCAGCCCAUGCCUUUCCUCACAGACUUCUCCCUACCAGCAGAUGUGGCUCAGUUCCUGGGUCCUUCUGAUGCAUUGUCACUGACCAAAAAGCCAGCUCAUGUCAAAGAAAGCAAGGAGCAGCAGCAGAGCGAGGAAUCUUCUGUUAAAGUCAAGAAUCGGGGUGGGACAACAAGGAAGGUUAAAGAAGAUAUGGGUGUUACUGUUGAAAGAGUUCUCGCUCUUGACACUGACAUGAAGCCUUUUCUUAAGGUUUUCAGAGACUUUACCGAGCAGAAAACACACAAGGCUGACCAGAAACAAAAGUUCCAGACACAAGUGAGAGAGGCUACCACUUUCACAGACAUGGCGACCCAUCUUGAAGAAAUGAUUCCAUGGUGUGAAUCCCAGAAGAUGGAAAAGGAAAAACGUCUUUUAACCUUCCUGCAUUUAAAGUGCCAAAGGAUGAAAUGCCUAGAGGGAGCCGGUUACAACGUCAAGAGGAGGUUGCGGACCUUCACACAGGAAGCUUCCUGGGCUUCCUCUCCCCAAGGAUCAGUGCCUCGAAGCUGUCGGUCAUCUGCUGCAACGAGGAGACAUGCUCGCCUGAGAACUCGUUUUCAGUCACUCAGGAGUCAAUUCAAGUCUUCAACUGUGAGAACUGGUGUGAAGAAGAAACCGCCGAAGAGACAAAGGAAGAGGACUGAGUUAUCGGUAGUCCGGACCGUCAGGGGAAAACCAAACAAACAGGACUACAUACAAGGCAUCGGCGACGUCUCAGACCACCGGCUCUGACGACAAUGAUGACAUAGAUGAUAUAUUUGCCUCUGUAGGUUUGUGACACUUUGGAAUUGGACACAUCCGAGGACACAAAUGACUGUAUCCAGCUGAGCUUAGUAUACACAUACCUCUGUUUUGAAAGGAAAGAUGAUGUCAUGUGUAAUAAAACUGACGGUUGGACAUUGUAUGAAUGUUAUACAAGUGCUAAACAGCAGCCGUUACUUUUAAAGCAGAAAGUAACUAACUGUGAUGAAGAUUGUUUUUGUUUCUUUUUAGCCUGUAUUGGAUAGGACAGUAGAGAGGCACACAUGAAACAAGGAAAGAGAGAUGGAGGGGUAUUGCAUGCAACAAAGGUACCAGGCUGUAAUCGAACAUAUGGUGUUGCAGUUUGGCUUUUAGGACACCCAAAGUGAUGAAAUUUAACUGUGGGGUGACAUUUAGAUUUUUCUUUCAACCCGAAUGAAGAGUUGUCAUGUCUGAAGUUGAAAUGUUUUGAAGCUGCUGUGAGCUACUUUGAUCAAAAA